This is a messenger RNA of Phaethon lepturus (White-tailed tropicbird), 1471 nucleotides long. It is a transcript of the gene ZNF622, whose product is annotated as zinc finger protein 622. Gene Ontology annotation, biological process: ribosomal large subunit biogenesis. Gene Ontology annotation, cellular component: preribosome, large subunit precursor. Gene Ontology annotation, molecular function: zinc ion binding; nucleic acid binding. Bases 5 to 1393 code for a protein of 462 amino acids. NCBI's taxonomy places the organism in Eukaryota, Metazoa, Chordata, Aves, Phaethontiformes, Phaethontidae. The record is from RefSeq and is a predicted model, not a curated record. The transcript has 6 exons.
AGUAAUGGCAACCUACACUUGUAUCACUUGCCGUGUGGCUUUCAAAGAUGCUGACAUUCAGCGUGCCCAUUACAAAACUGACUGGCAUAGAUACAACCUGAAGCGUAAGGUUGCCGAGAUGCCUCCUGUCACUGCUGAGAAUUUCCAAGAGAGAGUCCUAGCGCAGAGAGCAGUAGCAGAGGAGCAGAACAAAAUCACUGCCACUUACUGUACAGUUUGCAGCAAGAGAUUCUCCACCUUCAAUGCCUAUGAGAAUCACUUGAAGUCCAAGAAGCACCUGGAGUUGGAGAAGAAAGCUGUUCAAGCUGUCAGCAAGAAGGUGAAAAUAUUAAAUGAAAAGAACCUGGAAAAGGGGCUGGCCCCAGAGAGUGUAAACAAAGAUGAAAUGAACACAGCUAUCCAGCAAGCCAUCAGAGCUCAGCCAUCUUCGUCUCCGAAGAAGACACCUUUACUUCCUAGUAGGGCAAGUAGCUCUCCAGUUUCUGCAGGAAGCACCAGCUUAUCACAGAGUAGAGAACGAUCAGAAAAACCUCCACGGCUACAGUGGUUUGAACAGCAAGCAAAGAGGCUGGCUAAACAACAAGCAGAGGAAGAAGAGGAUACGGAAGAAGACUGGGAAGAUAUGGAUUCUGAUGAAGACACCAGCUCUGAAGAAGAGUUGGAAAAUGUGGGAGAAGAAGAGGUCAUCCCUGCUGUUGGGGCCAUACCAGUCACAGACUGCUUGUUCUGUCCCCAUCAUUCAAGAUCUCUCACAAAAAAUGUGGCCCAUAUGACAAAAGCUCACAGUUUCUUCAUUCCAGACGUAGAGUACCUCGUGGAUCUCAGAGGGCUAAUCAAGUACCUGGGAGAGAAGAUUGGCAUUGGGAAAAUCUGCAUCUGGUGCAAUGAAAAAGGAAAAUCCUUCUACUCUACAGAAGCAGUACAGGCUCACAUGAAUGAUAAAAGCCACUGCAAACUCUUCACAGAUGGAGAUGCUGCCCUGGAAUUUGCAGACUUCUAUGAUUUUAGGAGCAGUUACCCUGAUCACAAGGAUGGGGAGGAUGCGGAGGUGCCCGGAGAGCGCCCAGCAGAGAGAGAGUUGGAUUAUGAUGAUGACACCAUGGAGCUGAUCCUUCCUUCAGGUGCAAGAGUGGGUCAUCGUUCUCUAAUGAGAUACUACAAGCAACGGUUUGGUCUGUCAAGAACGGUGGCUGUUGUUAAAAAUAAGAAAGCAGUGGGUCGGGUCUUACAGCAGUACAGAGCUUUGGGCUGGACAAGUCAGACAGGGGCAGUCUUUGCUCAGCGGCGUGAUAUGCAGUACCUGCAAAGGAUGAAGUCAAAGUGGAUGCUCAAGACAGGAAUGAGUAACAAUGCCACCAAGCAGAUGCAUUUCCGGGUGCAAGUCAGAUUCUGAGUUCUGCGUGCAAUUGGUUUUGGGACAGGGGAUUUAAUGGUUUCUGGGUCGAGGAUUCUAUUACUGAAGUGGACUUGG